AUUUGUUUACACGAGAUAGUAUUGGAGCACACAAAAAAUUAUAAACAAUUGUAAACAUACACAAAUUAUUCUACUAAAAUGGAAAUAGUUAAUCCCUGCUUUUCCGUGGUCUCCAAUUUCGAGGUAAUGGAGUGUCUUAAAAAUAUUAAAGACACCAAAAAGAAAUAUGGUUUAAGGAAUUUAGCAACAAUUACCUAUGAAACACUGCAAUUUUUAGAGGAAUCACCAUGUAAACAUCAAAAUCGUGAAACAAUUUUGGCUUUUAUUAAUGACAUGCAGCCAUACAAACUGACCACAAACGAAUGUCUCAUGAUGGUCAACGAUCCACCUUCAAGUGCUCUGCACAUACAACUGCUUAUUGAAGACAGCGAAGAACGUUUGACGGAAGAACAAGUAGCUAAAAUAAUUGAAAUAGCCAAAACCCAUUUCCCUGGACCACCACAAGAGUCAAAUUAAGAAAAUAAAUGUUAUUUUUUAUUUAUUUAAAAUGCUUCUAGUUUUUUAUUGUUUCUGUUAAGCAUUGUGAAAAUAAUAUUUUAACGCUUUUGAUCUCCUAAAUCUUCAAUAUAAUCGGCAUCAACUUCAGGCCAUUUAUCGGGAAUAACAUCGAAUAGAUCAUCUUUGACAUCGCCCUGAAUGACAAUUUCAUCUUCGCCUGUUACCGAAGAACCACAUGCAAAUUUUGAGCCAAAGAAUUUGGCAGCCACCUUCAAAUCGAUUUC
Calliphora vicina (urban bluebottle blowfly) is the source of this 722-nucleotide messenger RNA. RefSeq names its product RNA polymerase III subunit I (gene Polr3I). The record is from RefSeq and is a predicted model, not a curated record. Lineage: Eukaryota; Metazoa; Arthropoda; Insecta; Diptera; Calliphoridae. The coding region runs from base 79 to 456 and encodes 125 amino acids. Gene Ontology annotation, biological process: transcription initiation at RNA polymerase III promoter. Gene Ontology annotation, cellular component: RNA polymerase III complex. Gene Ontology annotation, molecular function: nucleotide binding. The transcript is spliced from 3 exons.